AUGGAAGUUGGAGCAGUAAAACAAGCUUUCAAUACUGAGGUGAUAUUGUUGAAAAAGAAUCUAAACCAGGCCAAAAUACAGAUAAUUCAUAAGUUGACAAGAAAAGCUAAACAGCUGACCGAGAAGAAAGCUCCGGAACAACUAAAAGAAAAGUUAAAAAGGAAAGCAGAGUCUGCUGUCAAAGAAGUACUAAUUAUAAAGAAAAUCAAACCCAAGGACUUAGCUAAAUUCAUGGUCACACACAAAGGAGAAUUGAACACUUUUUUGAACAAACCUCAAGUUGAUGAAGAGAAAGCCUGUGCCCGACUAUUACUCCAUAAAGCCUUGCAGGACAAGUACAAAUUUAUAAGGAGCAGGUUCUCAAAUGUACCCAUCCAAGACCUAUUUAUGUCUAGACUAGAAAGAAGGAAGAUGAAGAAGGAAGCUAAAGAGAAGCAGAAGAAUAAGAAGAAAGGAAAUAAUAAAAAUGUUGUCAAUUCAGAAGGAGAUUGGGAUGUUGAGGAUGUAAAAGGUGAUAGCAAAAUAAGUGAUGAUGAGGGAGAUGAUUCAGGUGAUGAAGGAAAUUACAUGUCUGAUGACGAAAAUGAUGAUAAUGAUGUAUCUGGUGAUGAAAGUGAUCAUUCAGUUGGAGGUCGUGUGUCAGAUGAUGAAUCUGAAGAUAAUGCAGUUGAAAAUAAAGAUUCAGAUGCUAGUGUAGAGGCAAAUAAUGUUUCGGAUGGCAAUGAUGAAGACGACAAUGAUUCGGAUGGUAAUGUAAAUGAAGAUAAUGAUUCUGACGGUAAUGACGAAGAUGGUAGUGAUUCCGAUGGUAAUGAAGAAAACGAGCAAGAAGCCAUUGAGGAAGUUAGUAAACCUAUCAAACCUAAUCCUAAAAUAGUCAAACAGGCACAAGUCAAUGUUAAAUCUAAGGAAGAAAAACUAGAAACAGUUGAUAAAAAGACAACAGAACCAGUAGAAAUUAAGCCUAGAAUUAAGGCUACCAAAAAGGAUCCAGCAAAGAAACAAAAAGAAUUGAACAAAACAAAGAAUUUCAAUGAGAAAAUACUUCAAAAGAAGUUGCAAAAGAAUGUGAAUGCUCCUGUAGCCGAGAAUAAAACAGUAGAUCCAUUCUUUAUAACGGCGACGGGAGAGAAUUACAUGUCUGUAGCAGACCGUAGAGCUCCAGAUGAAGUAAAAGAAGAACAUAUGAGAGGCAACAGGAAAAUGAGAAGAGCGGCCAUGUUUGGACAUGUUCCAGCAAGAAGACCUAGACAAAAUAAUUAUAACAAUGAUAGAUUUAAUGGAAAUGACAAUGUUAGGGGUUUUAAAAGAAAAUUUGAUGACAAACCGCAGUUUGAUAGAAGGAAUUUUAACGAUAAAAAGAACUUUAAUGGUGGAAACAAAUUUGAUAAUAUCAAGUCUUUUAAUAAUGAUAACAAUACUAAACGAGGUUUUAAUAGGGACGAUAAACAAGAAAAAUUGCAUCCUUCUUGGGAAGCCAAGAAAAAGAAGUCAGGUAUUUUACCAUUUGAAGGUAAAAAGAUUGUUUUCGAUUGA
This is a messenger RNA of Spodoptera littoralis (African cotton leafworm), 1536 nucleotides long. NCBI's taxonomy places the organism in Eukaryota, Metazoa, Arthropoda, Insecta, Lepidoptera, Noctuidae. The record is from the annotation of a GenBank genome assembly.